Triticum dicoccoides is the source of this 1194-nucleotide messenger RNA. RefSeq names its product expansin-like A1. The record is from RefSeq and is a predicted model, not a curated record. The coding region runs from base 88 to 915 and encodes 275 amino acids. The transcript is spliced from 5 exons. Lineage: Eukaryota; Viridiplantae; Streptophyta; Magnoliopsida; Poales; Poaceae. Gene Ontology annotation, cellular component: extracellular region.
UCUCUCUGAGCUUCUCUCUGCUUCAUCAAGCGAGCGAACGACCCACCGCUACUCUGCUCGGAAGAACGGAAAGGAAAAGAAAAGAAGAUGGCCGUCUCUGUCCGCCUCGGCUCCUCCCCAUCCAUCCUUCUGCUCCCGCUCCUCUUCCUCUUCACCAUCCCGUCGCUCGCCUCCGCCUGCGACCGCUGCGCGCGCCACUCCAAGGCCGCCUACUACACCUCCUCGCUCACCCUCGCCGCCGGCUCCUGCGGGUACGGCACGGCGGCCGCCUCCUUCAACGGCGGCCUGCUCGCCGCCGCCGGCCCGGCCCUGUACCGGGGCGGCGUCGGCUGCGGCGCCUGCUUCCAGGUGAGGUGCAAGGACAAGAAGCUCUGCAGCGGCGCCGGCGCCAGGGUCGUGGUGACGGACCGCGCCAGGAUGAGGACGAACCGCACGGACCUGGUGCUGAGCAGCCCGGCGUUCGCCGCCAUGGCCCGCCCCGGCAUGGCCGCGCGGCUCACCAAGCUCCGCGCCGUCGAUGUCGAGUACAAGAGGGUGCCGUGCGAGUACAGGGGCAAGAACCUCUCGGUGCGGGUGGAGGAGCGGAGCCGCGCGCCCAGCGAGCUCGCCGUCCGGUUCCUCUACCAGGGCGGCCAGACCGACAUCGUCGCCGUCGACGUCGCGCAGGUCGGGUCGUCGAGCUGGAAGUUCAUGACGCGGGAGCACGGGCCGGCGUGGAGCACGCGGCAGGCGCCGGCGGGGCCGCUGCAGUUCAGGGUGGUGGUGACCGGCGGGUACGACGGGAAGUGGGUGUGGGCCGACCGGGAGGUGCUGCCCAGCCGGUGGCGCGCCGGCGAGGUCUACGACACGGGGGUCCAGAUCACCGACGUCGCGCAGGAGGGCUGCUUUCCAUGCGACACGCAGGAGUGGAGGUGAAAGCAGGCAGGCUAGUAAACAAACAAAGAGCCAAAGAAGAAGCUGAUGGCUCCUCGUUUUGGCCGGGCUAUGCAUCACAGCACAAGGCCACACCACACCAGAGAUGAUUAGUUUAGUCUAACAGUUAACACCAGAUGAUGACUCAUAGGGUCCUCCUGAUGAUCCAUCGGCCACUUUUGCUGCCGCCGCUCGUUUUCUUUUCUCUUUGUUUUGUGAGCCUUCUGUAUGUACAUGAGCUGCUGACGUGAAUGAAGAUAAGUAAAUUAAGUAGAGCAUCUC